Molecule: messenger RNA, 363 nt
Organism: Suillus subalutaceus
Lineage: Eukaryota; Fungi; Basidiomycota; Agaricomycetes; Boletales; Suillaceae
Exons: 2
Coding region: 1-363 (120 amino acids)
Source: RefSeq, a predicted model, not a curated record
AUGGACUUUACGUCUCACAAGGUUUAUACUACAGCGCAGAAACUGUCUCGGGUGUAUACCGAAUGGAUGACAGCUGACCAUGCUUGGGAAAUGCAGCACGUCAUCGACACCUCCACCCUUGAGAUCCCCCGUGUGCGUUUUGUUGAUGCCGGUGUUGCCUUGGGGUAUAGCCAGCACAAUACCGGCUGGAAACAGGAGACACAAAGGCAGGAACAGUUUCGGCUGUUAUCUUCUCAAAGAGCACAUUUUAUUGAUGAUAACGAGGUGGUGUUUACCAAGUUCAUUCACAACAUGGACUGUGUGCCCUCUCUUGAUGAAGAUGAAUAUGGUUACGAUCUAGCUGUUUUCCUUGCGUUCACGUAA